AUGACGAGCAAGGCCAUGAGAGCCGCCGCCGCGGCCGCCGCGGUAGACGACGGCACAGGCGAUGGCGACAGUUCACGCCCCCCCAUGCCCAACCAGGCCGAGAGCUACCUGUUCUACACCAUGCACCUCGCCAUGAAGAGCAAGCCAGAGUUUGACUGGAAUGCCAUCGCCGAAAUGAACGGCUUCAAAAACGCCGAGACGGCCAAGGUUCGCUAUGGCCAGAUCAAGCGUAAGCUCAAGAUGGAGACCUGGACUGUUCCGGCCUCGGCGGCGUCGGGACCGGGUUCAGCCAAGCGCACGCCCGCUAGCGCCGGUUCCGAUGCCAAAAAGCGGAAAUCUUCGGCAGCCGGCUCGAGACUGUCGCCAGGAAAAUCCUCAAAGUUCGCCACCCCGAAGCGAGGAUCCAAGGUGUCGAGGGCGCUCGACGACGAGGACGAUGGAGAAGACGACGAAGAGGACGCUGAGCGAGCCAGCCCUGGCACGCCGACUCCCGCUGCCCCGAGACAGUACCAAGUCCCGGCGAACACCAACGCCGAGCCAUCCUCCAAGAAAGCCAAAGUCAAGCACGAGGCGAUUACAAAGAAGGAGGAGCACGUAGACUAUAGCAGUAGCGUCGCCAAGGAGAUCCCCCAGUUCGCCCCAGUCGAAGACACAGCCGCAGCAACCAUGCCCACUCCCACUGGUAGCAGCAGCAACAGCAUCUUCAUCCAGGGCAACCAAAGCCACGCCUCCAGCAACCUCGCUGCCCGGUUGCGGGUUCCCGGCAGCAGCGGCCGCGGCGGUGUUUCAGGCCCACAACGCAAGACAGCCGCCUCGCGCAUCAAGACGGCAGCAUCAUCCAAGCACCCCGGCGCAGCAGCAUUUAAGGACAUGAUGUCGGCGGAUAAGGUUGCGGCUAAUCAGGCAUACGGCGCCACUGAUCUGGGACCCGGAUUCACCCACACCUUGACGGCGCCGCCGUACCUGUACAACACUCCGGCGGCCGCUGGCGGCGAGCACCAGCCCAUCGUGCUCGACAUGGACGACGACGGCAGCUACCACCCCAGCCAGCGCCUCGUGCAGGCGCUGGACCAUAUCGAUUAUGACGGAAACGAUAACAGCACUGGUCGCGACAGCGGUGCCGGCUGGGACUUUGAUCCCAGCGGCGCAAGCUACUCUGUCUAG
Lasiosphaeria miniovina is the source of this 1164-nucleotide messenger RNA. RefSeq lists its product as uncharacterized. The record is from RefSeq and is a predicted model, not a curated record. NCBI's taxonomy places the organism in Eukaryota, Fungi, Ascomycota, Sordariomycetes, Sordariales, Lasiosphaeriaceae. The transcript is spliced from 2 exons. Bases 1 to 1164 code for a protein of 387 amino acids.